Molecule: messenger RNA, 5756 nt
Organism: Parus major (Great Tit)
Lineage: Eukaryota; Metazoa; Chordata; Aves; Passeriformes; Paridae
Gene: POMGNT1
Product: protein O-linked mannose N-acetylglucosaminyltransferase 1 (beta 1,2-)
Exons: 22
Coding region: 108-2087 (659 amino acids)
Biological process (GO): protein O-linked glycosylation via N-acetylgalactosamine
Cellular component (GO): Golgi membrane
Molecular function (GO): beta-1,3-galactosyl-O-glycosyl-glycoprotein beta-1,3-N-acetylglucosaminyltransferase activity
Source: RefSeq, a predicted model, not a curated record
GCCCGCCCCGCCUCAGCCUCCCCGGAGCCCCGAUGGACACGAGAGGAGAGCAGCACAUGUCCUGACCCCCGCCCCACACGGCUGCCCCCGUGCCGGCCACCGGGACGAUGGACGAGUGGAAACCCAACCCCACUGUGAAGCCCCACAAGAAGCGGAGCUGGUACCUUGCCUGGAAGUACAAGCUGAUGAACCAGCGUGCACUGCGGAAGCUGUGUCAGACAGGUGCUGUCCUCUUCCUGCUUGUGACCGUAAUUGUGAACAUCAAGCUGAUCUUGGACACCAGGAGAGCUGCUUAUGAGGAGGAAGAGGAGUCUGCACAGGACUAUGAUGACGAGAUGCUGAAUGUGGAGGUCCCCAGGCACCCUGUCAACAACAAGAAGGUCCUGGAUGUGGAGGUGUACUCCAGCCGGUCAAAGGUCUAUGUGGCCGUGGAUGGGACGACGGUCCUGGAAGAUGAGGCUCGGGAGCAGGGAAGAGGGAUCCAUGUCAUCGUCUUAAAUCAGGCCACGGGUCACGUGAUGGCCAAGAGGGUCUUUGACACCUAUUCCCCCCAUGAAGAUGAAGCCAUGGUACUUUUCCUCAACAUGGUUGCCCGGGGCCGGAUCCUGAUAUUUACCAUUAAGGAUGAAGGCUCCUUUCACCUCAAGGAGACAGCCAAGAAUGUCCUGAAAAGCCUGGGGAGCCAAGUUGCACCAUUCCUGAGCUGGAGAGACAUGUGGACAUUUGUGGGGAAGAAGGGGGGAGAAGUGUAUGGGGAGAAGCACGCCAAGUCACCUGCCCUCUCGACAUGGGGUGAUCCCGUUCUGCUGAAGACAGAAGUUCACCUGACAUCUGUGGAAGAUGCUGAGUGCCAUUGGCCCGACACGGAGCUGAACCGGCGCCGCAAGAGGUUCUGCAGCAAAGUGGAAGGUUACGGCAGCGUCUGCAGCUGCAAAGACCCCACACCCAUCGAGUUCAACCCUGAUCCUCUUAAAGACAAUAAAGUCUUUGACGUGCCAGUAGCUGUCAUUGCAGGGAACCGCCCCAACUACCUGUACAGGAUGCUGCGUUCCUUGCUGUCGGCUCAGGGCGUCAAUCCACAGAUGAUCACAGUCUUCAUCGAUGGGUACUAUGAGGAGCCAAUGGAUGUCGUGGAGCUGUUUGGCCUCUCAGGAAUACAGCACACUCCCAUCAGCAUUAAAAAUGCCAGAGUUUCCCAGCACUACAAAGCCAGUCUGACUGCAACCUUCAACCUGUUCCCGGAUGCUAAAUUUGCUGUGGUUCUGGAGGAAGACCUUGACAUUUCUGUUGACUUCUUCAGCUUUCUGAGCCAGUCAAUACACCUUCUGGAGGAGGAUGAGAGCCUGUACUGCAUCUCUGCUUGGAAUGACCAGGGCUAUGAGCACACAGCUGAGGACCCCUCACUCCUGUACCGUGUGGAAACCAUGCCAGGCCUGGGAUGGGUGCUCCGGAAGAGCCUGUACAAGGACGAGCUGGAGCCAAAGUGGCCAACCCCUGAGAAGCUCUGGGACUGGGACAUGUGGAUGCGGAUGCCUGAGCAGCGGAAGGGUCGGGAGUGCAUCAUCCCGGACAUCUCGCGCUCCUACCACUUUGGCAUCGUGGGGCUCAACAUGAACGGCUACUUCCACGAAGCCUAUUUCAAGAAGCACAAGUUCAACACAGUUCCAAAUGUCCAGCUUAAAAAUGUGGAGAGCUUGAGGAAGGAUAACUACGAGACUGAAAUUCAUCGGCUCCUGGGUGAGGCUGAGGUCUUGGACCACAGCAAGAACCCCUGUGAGGACUCCUUCGUGCCCGACACCGAGGGCAGGGUCUAUGUCAUGUUCAUCAGGAUGGAGCAGGAAGCGGAUUUCACCACCUGGACUCAACUUGCCAAGUGCCUCCACAUCUGGGACCUGGACGUCCGCGGGAACCACAAGGGGCUGUGGCGGCUCUUCCGCAAGAAAAACCACUUCCUUGUGGUGGGGGUCCCUGCCUCCCCCUACUCGUCCAAGAAGCCCUCGUCGGUGACACCAAUCUACAUGGAGCCCCCUGCCAAGGAGGAGGGGGCGGGGGCAGUGCCAGCGGUUGCAGCAGCAGAGCAGACGUGAGGCUGGCAGCUGGAAGCAGAGGGGACCGGGGGAGCACAGAGACCCCCACGGUGCAGAGACAGAGUUGGCAGCAGCUCUCGGAGGCUGGUGACUGGAUACAGAAUCCUGUUUUGGGCUGCUAAAGCAGAUGUUGGGCUCCCUCCAGCCCCCUGUUGUGGUCUCCCUUUCCCUUGCACAGGACAGGGUCCUUCCCUGUAGAUAUGCUACCCCAUCCCAUGAACUUGUUUUUUUUAACACAGACACUCUACUAACGCUGCUCCUUUUGCCCCCUGGCUGGGCAAGGCUGGAGGAAGGAGAUGCUCAACUGGAGGCUAGAGGGGGCCUCAAAAAACACCUCUGCUCUCCUUUUUGGCCCUGAAGUCCUGAGAAAGCAGCAUGGUGUGAGUGCUGCAGCCUGCCAGCUGGGUGUUAUUUAUUAACUCUUGCCUGCUGGCUUUGUGCCCCAUGGUGAACACAGUGCUGAAGAGGGGAUAUUCCAGCAUCUCUCCUGUUACCUGCACGAUGGAUGCACCUUGAAGACUAUGUGCUGGCUUGGACCUUCCUGCACACUGGCUCUGCUCCGUGGGCUGCAGGUACUGGUGCAGCCCAGCUCACAGAAAAGGGAAUGCUGGAGAGGAGCUGGAUUUGCUGCAGACACGGAGGGGACACCCCACACCCAGCACGAGGACGGUCAGUUCUGGAAGCUGGAGGUGAUUGUAGGUGGAAGUGGACCAGGCUGUGUGCUCUGGCUCAGGCUGUCCUCACCCACCUUCUCUGUGGGGAGCAGCCCUGCCCCUGGGUCGUGGGAGAGGGGGUGAAAGUGCCUUGCAGAGCGAGAUGGGAGCAGCCAGCAGGUAUCAUCCGCUGGGUGUAGGGGCAGGGUGAGCCAGGGUCAUCUGGAGCGAGAGAUGCUGCACUAUGGUCCUUGCCUGUGGUACUGUACCCUGUCCCCAUCUUCCCUGCCCUGGUAUCCUCUGCUUUUGCUGAAGGCAGGGGAAGUUUUUUCUCCUGAAUCCCCACCCUUAGUUCGAUGAGUUUCUGGCAGGGAAGGUAUGAGCUGGUCUGGGAUGGGCAGCUUGGCCCUCCCAUUGUGGUACAUCCCUUGUGCAGAGGGAGAGGGAGGGGGUUCCAUGCCUUAGGAAGGAUCCCAGGGCCCCCUGCCACCCCCAGCCAUUUGGUACUAGUGUCCCUGCACCCAGGGGUCAGUCCUGGGCCCCUUGCUCAGUACAGCUCCUCCUCUCAUCUGUGCAGCUAGAGAUCCAUUCUCUGCUCUGCCCUUUCCCUGAGGUAACAGGGGCUCUUCCCCUUCAUUUUCUCACUGUGAACUGAGCAUCGGGGUCUACACUACACUAACUUAUUUAUUUAUUGUUCCUGGGAAGGGGUGGAUAACAGGAAGCAGCAUGGAGGGCUGGCAGCCCCCAGCCUGCACAGGAACAGUCAUGGGAGGUUUGUCUCUUGUCCCCCUGGCUAUACCCUCUGUUCCCUGCUUUCCUCCCUUGCCCAGAACAGGAAUGAAAACUUGUGAACCAGGAAACUCCUCUUGGCCAAGAUGAUCCCAGUGUGGAUGCAGCACAGCCCUAGCAUGGCUAUGGGGACUCUGACCCUCACAGUCCCUUGCAUGCCUGCCCCAGCAGCAGGGAUGGGAUGGAUGGAUGCAGGAGGGGAACCAGAACGUGCAGUGGCACCCUUGAGGCUGCAGUACCAGUCUGGGGCUCUGCUCUGGCAGCCAGUGGGCAGGUGGCCCCUGUGCUGGCCCUCAGGGUAAGGCAGAUCUUUUAUGAGGGUGGAAAAGGGACUUCUUUCUGAGGAAAAGUAGCUUGCUCCCUAUGGCCUACUUUGGAAGAACUUCCAAAUGGCUCUCCAUUGCUCUUCCUUGGCACCUCUGUUCCCAAGGUUCAGUUUCUUUUCCCCUUAAAACUAAAUGCAUCCUCUCUCCUUUCUCAGCUAGGGCUCAGGCUUGGCUUCUUCCCAGCUCCUCUUGGGGCUGGGGAAGGUGAUCCUAGGGAUAGGGAAUGGCUAAACAUGAGUUCCCCUCUCCUCCCCUGCCAACCAGGGCUCUGUGGCUCCCUGCUCUCAGUGACAGCAGGACUCAACUGGUGGGCUUUAGGCUCCCCCUUCUCCACACACCAGGCCAGGCCCACAGGGUGCUGUUCUCUGUCCCUCCCUGUCCCCCCAGCUAGGCUCCAGAGUGGCAGCCAUGGCAGGGCUGGGCGUGUGGCAUCAUCAGGGUUUGACGCUUUCUGAAUUGAAUUAUUUUUUCAAGAGUAAACAUUGCAAAGCUGUUGAGCCUUGUGUGUUUCAUAGUUGGCCCUGUGCAGGGUACAGGGCCGGGGUCCCUGGCUCUGGGGUCCUGCCUGGAAAGGACAGACCCCUGUCCUCUGGUGUCUUACUCUGCCCAGGCUGCACAGGCCUGGCCAUGGGCUAACAGUGGCCCCAGGCCUGUGCCAGCAGAGGUCCUCUGUGUGGUGCUAUGCAGUGCCAGCAGGGCUGGCACAGGUUUGUGAGCUGUUUCCUCCUCAAGCUUUAUCACUUUUAUCUUCAGCUCAGCAAGUGAUGGAAACUGACGAGCUGCCUGGUAACUCUCCCCCGUCUUCCUCCUGGCACCUCCAGCUGCUGUGUCCUGAGAAAUACAGCCUUGUCACCCUCUUGACCAUCCCAAAUUUCUGCCUCUGUGGAGCAGGGAACCCUGAGGGCUGGAGAUGCACCCAUUUCUGAGGCAGAGACGACUGAAAUUAAGUGGUAGUUGGGAGAGUGUCAGCCACCAGCAUGGACCAGCUGCAACCUGCACCCCCAUCCUGCUGCCUCCUGCUCCCCUGCCCGAUCCCUUCAGCCAGACUGGGCUGACAGCCCCUCCCCAGGACCAAGCACAGCUUUCUGGCAGGGUGACCCCUUAGCAGAAGUUUUUUACAUAGUCCCAGGGGCUUGGUGAGGGGCUCUCACCUCCUGGCAAGCCAAACCCUGCAGCACCAAGUCUCUGCCAGGGCUCCAUGGGCGAGAGGAGGAUCCAUCUGUUGAGUCUGAGUGCCGGGGGCAGAGCCCUGCAGGGUGAUGUGGGCUCAGGUCCCACAGCCUCCAUGUCGUGGCCACCUCAGGGAGUCAGUGUGUGCAAACUGAUGCGUUUAUAGGAGCCUCCCCUCCUGAAACAGGGAUGAGAGUAGAAGCAAGUUAACCCCUUGAAGGAAAGAAGCUGUGCCAGGCUGGUGGACAGCCUCAGCUUGUGACCCCCAGGUGCUGGUGCUGCCAGGGUUCAGUACCCAGGGGUUUCAGUCCCUGGGAUGCUCAUUAGAUGAGUCCUCUCUCAUCAUCCUGCCCUUUUGUGGGGUCUCGCUCACUGCCUGCUGCAUCCUGCUGGUGCUGGAGCAUUCACCACUGUCCCAGGAGCUGGCUGGGCAACUGUCCCCUCUCCUGCCUGUCCUGGAAGUCCAAUCCAGUGGUGGCAGAGCUCAGCCCCGUGUGGCAGCAGCUGUAGCACGUGCUGCCAGAGCCGCAGUUCUCACCCAGCCCGUGCAGCACCCCCGGCCCGGCCUCCCUGGCUUUGUGCAGCCGUACAAAGGAGAACCUGUCCAGGCUGCUCCACCUCCCAGGAGCUGGCUGAUAAUUAAACAAAAGCAAAAUAGCGUUGGCAUGAAACUUGACCUUUCCAGAGCCUGUAGGGGGUGGGGAAUUUUGCAUAAUUUCUGGUGGUGUUUA